Messenger RNA from Impatiens glandulifera, 1457 nucleotides. RefSeq names its product zinc finger CCCH domain-containing protein 2-like. NCBI's taxonomy places the organism in Eukaryota, Viridiplantae, Streptophyta, Magnoliopsida, Ericales, Balsaminaceae. Gene Ontology annotation, molecular function: metal ion binding. The record is from RefSeq and is a predicted model, not a curated record. Bases 16 to 1089 code for a protein of 357 amino acids. The transcript has a single exon.
CUAAGUUUUUCCGCCAUGGCUAACCUUUGCCCUGAACAACACAAGUUCCAUGCUGCCCAUCAACUCCUACUAGGAAAGAAAGCUUUCCGUGAGAUUGACAUUCCUCCUCGUAAGCUUCUCGCCGCCGCCCGUCUAGAUCUACUCACCGAUUCGCCGCGUUCGCUUGAAGAAACUGCCCUGUUGCAGAAAUACCUUCCGUAUAACGGCGGUGAAGAUGAUGAUGAAGAUGCAGAUCCGUACUCUUCUGACCAUUUCCGCAUGUACGAGUUCAAGGUUCGCCGUUGUACUCGUAGCCGGAGCCAUGAUUGGACCGAUUGCCCUUUUGCUCAUCCUGGAGAGAAGGCAAGAAGGAGGGAUCCACGCCGGUUUCAUUAUUCCGGCACUGUUUGUGCUGAUUUUCGCCGUGGGAGUUGUAACAGGGGAGAUAAUUGUGAAUUUGCUCAUGGGGUUUUUGAAUGUUGGCUACACCCUGUUCGUUAUAGAACUGAGGCAUGCAAAGAUGGAAAGAAUUGCAAACGUAAGGUUUGUUUCUUUGCACACACUCCCCGUCAGCUUCGAAUCCUGCCCCCGUCUUCCCCAACUGAGAACCGGAACCCUACUUCCGCCGCCGGAGGCGGCAGCAGCGGCGGAGGCGGCGGAGGAGCAAGCCGGACUUGUUGUGCUUAUUGUCACUGUUCUAAUUCUUCCCCCAAAUCAACUUUAUUGGGUAUUUCUUCAAAUUACUCCCCACCAUUGACUCCGUCUUCCCUGACUAAUUCCCCACCUCUGUCUCCUCCGGCGAGGACUCGGGCUGUUCCACAGAUGUCACAUUUCAGUGAACACAUGGGAGGAAAAGGUAACUCUGGUAUGGUAAGUGAACUGAUGAACUCUAUGAAUAACAUGAAUCUGAACCCUAAGAAAAGACUUUCUUGGGUUGAUAUUGAUGUAUGUGAUGUGGAUGAGAAUACCCAAUUCGUAAUUUCUCCUAAUUCAAUUGAAACUAGCCCAUCCACUUCGGGUUACAAGCGAUACUCUUUUGAUGAGAAGAUGAUGAUUGAUAUGGGACUUGUUUGUCCGGAUCUUGGUUGGGUUGAUGAUCUUCUGACAUGAAUGUUCGGUGUUGGUGGUGUUGUUGGUCGGUGUUGUUGAGGAUGAUUCAGAUCUAUGGGUGGGGGAUUUUAACAAUAAAGUCAUCAAGCAGAAGAAGAAGAUUAGAUUUUAUGUAGAAAUCAAGGCAGGAGUGAUUGUAAAUGCAGAAGCAAUCAAUUAUUUAUAUGUGUGUGUUUUUCGAUGUAAGGUUUAUGUUCUCUUUUCUGUGACUAGGUUUAAUUAAGUUUUUCAUUUGUGUCUGCAUGUGAUUAUCAAUAAGGUUUUUUCAUCUUUUGUUUUGAGUGAUUAUGUUUGUUUAGUUAAUCGAGUCAAGUCUUGUAUGUGUUUUUGAUUAUGAAUGAAUUGAAUUAUGAACUAUUUUCUUUCUA